AUGGCGCUAAUAAAUGCUUAUCGAAGACGCAUAAAGCGAGUAAAUUCGCAGCCAUUAAACGGGCAUAAAACUAACCGAAGCCGGGACCGAAGCGAAAUUGUGGGGCCGACAAAUCAAAGUACAAGCCUCAGGACCAACUCAUACCUCAUACUCCUAUUUCCCUGCCAUGAAAUAAAACCAGGCAACAAUGAAACCCAAAGCGUCUCCCAAGCGAUUUCGAUGCGGGCAUUCAUCGGUCGAGCCAAGGAAUUGGCCACCCACAAGCCAACUCCCAACACCCAACACCCACAACCCAAACCCCCAGUGAACCUUCCUCCUCCACCCUCCACCCUCCUCGGCACCUCCAGAGCACCCCAUUUAAAGGGCCUUCCUGCGAGGCAACACUCGCUAUAUAACCAUCUUACCCAACGUUGA
Drosophila teissieri is the source of this 414-nucleotide messenger RNA. RefSeq lists its product as uncharacterized. NCBI's taxonomy places the organism in Eukaryota, Metazoa, Arthropoda, Insecta, Diptera, Drosophilidae. The record is from RefSeq and is a predicted model, not a curated record.